AAAAACUGGUUUGUUAUUACACCCUAAAAAUUAGCAUUUUAGCAACACCGUUGUUUUUCAACGUCUUCUUCAUCAACCGUCGUUAGUCGCCACCACCACAACCACCAAUCACCGUCGACCAUUGAUGGCCAUGACCACCAAUGGCUCCUCUUCAAAAUUGAUCCGAUCAUUUGUCCACCGUGUGAAGUCAUCCCCUACCACCACCCUCACCACACCAAGAUUCCGUUCUGCACAAAGAACAACCAUCAACACAACGGCAACAACAAUCUUCCCAACUCCGCCACCAACACCACCGACGACCACCAUCGUUCCUGACCAUUCACGUGACGCCAUAUUCGAUUUCGAGGAUACGAAAGGUUUGUUCUCAUCCGUUACAACCGGGAAACUUCUCCGGUCGGCGGCGAACCUGAACCUGGCGGCGGUGGAGCCGGUGGUGGAUAUGGGUGUUUGGGUUAUGAAGUCUAGGCUCAUGCAAGUGGGUUUGUUUAGAGAGAUUGUUUUGGGUGUCAUUAAACAUACGUCGUAUGAACAUUUUGUUGCCGGAGCGGAUACGGAAGAAACGGGUCGGACUGUUAAGAAGCUUUGGGAAUCCGGGUUGAGAGGGAUGUUGGAUUAUGGUUUAGAACAUGCGAUUGAUAAUGAAUCUUGUGAUAUAAACGCUCAAGAAUUCAUCAAAACUGUUGAAUCAACACAAUCUUUACCUCCUUCUUCUGUUAGCUUCGUGGUUGUGAAGAUCACUGCAAUUUGUCCAAUUUCUUUACUUAAAAGGGUGAGUGAUCUUCUUCGAUGGGAAUACAAGAAUUCUUCAUCGACGAAUCUUCCAUGGAAGCUUAAAACCCUUCCGAUCUUUUCAGAAUCAAGCCCAUUUUACCACACUUUAGAAAAACCAUCACCAUUAACACCCGAAGAAGAACACGAUCUCGAAUUAGCCCAUCAGAGACUCGUAAAAAUCUGCAACAAAAGCAUCGAAUCCAAAGUUCCGGUAGUAAUCGAUGCUGAAGACACUUCAAUCCAACCAGGAAUCGAUUACUUUACAUACUCAGCCGCUGUCAUGUACAACAAUGGCGAAAAGCCCUUAAUUUUCGGCACAAUCCAAGCUUACCUGAAAGACGCCGGCGAACGGCUGUACGCCACCAAGAAAGCCGCCGAUCAAAUGGGAUUACCAGUUGGAUUCAAGUUAGUUAGAGGCGCUUACAUGUCGAGUGAAUCCCAAUUGGCUAAUUCUUUAAACGUUGAAUCUCCCAUUCAUAAUAGCAUCAUCGAUACACACAAUUGUUACAACGAUUGUGCUUCGUUUAUGCUUGAUGAAGUCUCAAAUGGACCCGGUGGACUCAUUCUCGCUACCCAUAAUCUUGAAUCAGGAAAAUUAGCUGCACAAAAGGCAAGAAAUUUGGGAAUUGGGAAAGAUAGUGAGAAGCUUGAGUUUGCCUCACUUUAUGGAAUGGCAGAAGCGAUGACAUUUGGGUUGCGAAACGCUGGAUUUGGUGUAAGCAAGUAUUUACCAUUUGGGCCAGUUGAUCAAAUCAUGCCUUAUCUUCUUCGAAGAGCAGAAGAGAAUAAAGGGUUGUUGUCUUCUUCGAAUCUUGAUCGACAAUUGAUGAUGAAGGAGUUGAAGAGGAGGAUGAAGGGUUAUGUUGGACAAGGGUUUGAAGAGAGUGAGAGGAGUUUUAAAUCGGAUGCGGGUUCGAUUGUGAAGUUAAAUUAGGGGGGAAAUGAAGGGGAAAAAGUGUAAAUAGUGAAGAUAUUUGGGGAAAGAAGGCCUCUUGCUUUGUUUAGGAUAAAUAUGUGUUGUGUUGGGAUUUUGGUUAUGGAUAUACCAAAGUAGUGGAAGAGGUGCUUUUUGUGUUCAUGGAAGUUAAUAAAUGGAGACUUUGGAAUAAGAUUAUUAUUUUACUUGUUUAAAA
Messenger RNA from Lactuca sativa (garden lettuce), 1904 nucleotides. RefSeq names its product proline dehydrogenase 2, mitochondrial. Gene Ontology annotation, cellular component: mitochondrion. The record is from RefSeq and is a predicted model, not a curated record. Lineage: Eukaryota; Viridiplantae; Streptophyta; Magnoliopsida; Asterales; Asteraceae. Gene Ontology annotation, molecular function: FAD binding; proline dehydrogenase activity.